GAAAGAAGAAAGAAGGAAAGAAGAAAGAAGAAGGAAGGAAGAAAGAAAGAAGAAAGAAAGAAGAAAGAAAGAAGUAAGAAAGAAGAAAGAAAGAAGAAAGAAAUAAGAGAGAAAGAAAGAAGAAAGAAAGAAGAAAGAAAGAAGAAAGAAGAAAGAAAGAAAGAAAGUAGAAGGAAAGAAAGAAAAAAGAAAGAAGAAAGUAGGAAAGAAGAAAGAAAGAAGAACGAAGGAAGAAAGAAAGAAGAAAGAAAGUAGAAUGAAAAAAGAAAGAAAGAAAGAAGAAAGAAAGAAGAAAGAAAGAAAGAUGUAAGAAAGAAGAAAGAAAGAAGAAAGAAAGAAGAAAGAAAGAAAGAAACAAGAAAGAAAGAGAAGAAAGAAGAGAGAAAGGAAGAAGAAAUAAAGAAGAAAGGAAGAAGAAAGAAAGAAGAAAGAAAGAAAGAAGAAAGAAAGAAAGAAAGAAGAAAAAAAGAAAGAAGAAAUGAAAGAAGAAAGAAAGAAAGAAGAAAGAAAGAAGAGAGAAAGAAGAAAGAAAGAAAGAAAGAAAAAAAAAGAAGAAAGACAGAAAGGAGAAAGAAAGAAGAGAGAAAGAGGAAAGAAAGAAGAAAGAAAGAAGAAAGAAAGAAGAAGGAAGAAGAAAGAAAGAAUAGAGAAAGAAAGAAGAAAGAAAGAAGAAAGAUAGAAGAAAGAAAGAAGAAAGAAAGAAGAAGAAAGAAAGAAGAAAGAAAGAAAGAUGAAAGAAAGAAGAAAGAUAGAAGAAAGAAAGAAGAAAGAAAGUAAGAAGAAAGAAAGAAGAAACAAAGAAGAAAGGAAGAAGAAAGAAAGAAGAAAGAUAGAAGAAAGAAAGUAGAAAGAAAAAAGAAAGAAAGAAGAAUGAAAGAAGAAAGAAAGAAGAAAGAAGGAAGAGAGAAAGAAGAAAGAAAGAAACAAGAAAGAAAGAAAGAAGAAAGAAAGAAGAGAGAAAGAAGAAAGAAAGAAAGUAGAAGGAAGGAAAGAAGAAGGAAGAACGAAAGAAGAAAGAAGAAAGAAAGAAGAAAGAAAGAAGAAAGAAAGAAGAAAGAAAGAAGAAAGAAAGAAGAAAGGAAGAAGAAAGAAAGAAGAAAGAAAGAAGAAAGAAAGAAGAAAGGAAGAAGAAAGAAAGAAGAAAGAAAGAAGAAAGAAAGAAGAAAGAAAGUAAGAAUAGAGAAACAAGAAAGAAAGAAGAAAGAAAGAAAGAAGACAGAAAGAAGAAAGGAAGAAGAAAGAAAGAAGAAAGAAAGAAGAAAGAAA
This is a messenger RNA of Columba livia (rock pigeon), 1266 nucleotides long. Its product is annotated as axoneme-associated protein mst101(2)-like. The transcript has 2 exons. NCBI's taxonomy places the organism in Eukaryota, Metazoa, Chordata, Aves, Columbiformes, Columbidae. The record is from RefSeq and is a predicted model, not a curated record. The annotation marks the transcript as partial.